Medioppia subpectinata is the source of this 663-nucleotide messenger RNA. Lineage: Eukaryota; Metazoa; Arthropoda; Arachnida; Sarcoptiformes; Oppiidae. The record is from the annotation of a GenBank genome assembly.
AUGAAACUGGACAAUUAUAAUCGUGGUACAAAUAACAGCGAUGUUUGCGAUACAAACUGUAGUCAAUGGAAAUUUGACCAAACAUUUGGCAAUACAAUUAUUGAAGAGUUUGAGCUAGUUUGCGACAAAGCAUGGCUGCCAUCGCUAUCGCAAUCCAUCUACCAAUCGGGUUACGCCGUCAACGGCCUAAUACUAGGCUAUCUGUCCGAUCGGUACGGACGCCGACCUGUGCUCUGGUUGGCUGUAAUACUGGAGAUAUGCGGCGGUCUAUCAGUCAUACUAUCAAACUCUAUGACACAGUAUAUCGUAAGCAGAUUUUUUCUCGGUUUGGGCGAUAGUGGGCGCGGGUUUGGUUCAAAGCACAGGGCCAAUGUGAUACUAUUAAUUAGUUUUGGUUCAAUACUAGGCUUUAUAACACUGCCCGGUGCCGCGUAUUUGACACAUAAUUACCGGUACCUGCAGUUAAUACCAACACUAGUGGCUCUAGUUUUGCUUAUUUCGUGGUUGUGGUCAAUUCCGGAAUCACCCAGAUGGUUAUUGUGUAAAGGUGAUUUAAAUACAACAAAACAAAGUUUAAUGAAAUGUGCAAAAAUAAAUGGCCAAGAUGUAACUAAUUUUGAGCAACAAUUUGGCGAGCUUGAAAAGCACAUUAAAAUGUUAUAA